This is a messenger RNA of Helobdella robusta, 234 nucleotides long. RefSeq lists its product as hypothetical. The transcript has a single exon. The record is from RefSeq and is a predicted model, not a curated record. NCBI's taxonomy places the organism in Eukaryota, Metazoa, Annelida, Clitellata, Rhynchobdellida, Glossiphoniidae. The coding region runs from base 1 to 234 and encodes 77 amino acids.
AUGGAAACCAAAAUUGUGCUGUCAUGGUUAGCCUGGAUCUUUCAGCAGCUUUUUGAUACCAUUAAUCAUCAGAUGCAUACUGACAGACUUGAGGCACAAUAUGGCAUCACGGAAUCUGCCUUAUCCUGGUUUCAAUCUUAUCUUUCUAAUCGUUUUCAAUAUAUUAAACUUUACUCCAACAUUUCUUCUAGCUUCACCUUAUCUACUGGACCGGCUGAACCCCCACAAAUCUGA